CCGAAAAGGUUGCUCCAUCUUAAUUGAAGUUUUUUUUUUUUUUUUCCUUUUUUCUUUUUGAUUCGAAACGAUGAACGUGUCCGACAGUGUCGACUCGUAUCACGUCGGAGUCGACGAGUCGUAUCGCCCUCUUCCUUCUCUCUACUUGGCCUUCUCCUUCGUCUGGCUCCUCUCCGCCUGCUCCUGGACCGUUAACACCUACAAGAAUCGUCACUUGCAGACCAAUAACUUGCAGUGGUCACUUGCCUCCGUUCCUCUUCUUAAAGCCUUGCAACUAACUUUAUCUUUCCUUUUCUGGUAUUCAUGCUUUUAUAUUCAGACAUGCUCCUUAUGGAUGUCAUUUGGGGUAUAUGUAACUGGGGUGCUCUUUCAAACAGCUUCUGUUGUGUCUUUUUUACUUAUUUCUCAUGGCUAUUGCAUCAUGUCUGAGCACCUAUCAGUUGCUGAGCAGCGAACAACUGCUUCUAUUGGCUGUAUCUUUUAUUUGACACUUAUCGGUUACCGAGCUUCCAUACCUUACUUCACUGUCAUACUUCUGAUUAAUUACUGCAUUUCCUUCUAUGUGAUCUUCCGACAUAUAUAUCAAAAUAUACUAUUAUUGCAAGAACAACUCAGUUUUAUUAUGGAGGAAGAUGUUCAAGCAAUGCAUGAUGCUAUUCAAACGAAAUACGAGAUGUUCAAAAAGUUCCAGGGAGUAAUGCAAAUCGUUGCCAUGGCAGAAAUUGCGAUAUUCUUAAACAUGGACGAUUCGUUGGAAACUUACUGGCUCCGUCUGUUAGUACGAGAAUGGGCCCAAUUCUGCAUCUUCAGCUACAUUGGCUGGAUCUUUAGGUCACAAGACAUGGCCCCCCGUUUCUCUGUUAUGCCAACUGUUAAGUCUGAAGAUAGUAGGAUUGUCCCUCCUAUUUACAGCGUUGAGGUGGAUGCAGCAACUUUCAGAGAGUUUAGCAGUCAUAAUUGGCACAUCGGUGUGCCGACCUCGCUGUCCAGUGGCGACAGUUUAAAGGAUUCAAUUAUAGUGAUAAUUCAACACCCUCAUGCAUAUAAUAAUGGCAGCAAUCAAACCAAGCCAAAMCCGGCAGAUUUUGCUUACUCGCCUGCAGAUGAGGCUGGUUACUCAUGACACAGGAUUUUGAUGUAGUUUCUUUCUUUUUUUCUCCUUCAAGAGGUUACUCCAGCUCUCAUUUUUCAGAGAAUGCUGAUAGAAAUUAUGAUGAAUGUCAAAAAGUCCCUUUUGUUUGGCCUGAGUAUCCCACUUGUUAUUGACAAACAGAUAUACAUUUUACUGAAUCAAAUUGUACAUUCUUCUUCUCUUCUGUGCUCUAUACUUCUUCCAUGGUUGUUUACAACUUCCCAAUGUAAACUGAUUAUGACUGAAUGAUGAUCCUCUGAUCUCUCUCU
Messenger RNA from Momordica charantia (bitter melon), 1401 nucleotides. RefSeq lists its product as uncharacterized. The record is from RefSeq and is a predicted model, not a curated record. Lineage: Eukaryota; Viridiplantae; Streptophyta; Magnoliopsida; Cucurbitales; Cucurbitaceae.